This is a messenger RNA of Pyrus x bretschneideri (Chinese white pear), 2184 nucleotides long. Its product is annotated as pentatricopeptide repeat-containing protein At5g16420, mitochondrial. The coding region runs from base 3 to 1679 and encodes 558 amino acids. Gene Ontology annotation, molecular function: protein binding. The transcript has a single exon. NCBI's taxonomy places the organism in Eukaryota, Viridiplantae, Streptophyta, Magnoliopsida, Rosales, Rosaceae. The record is from RefSeq and is a predicted model, not a curated record.
CCAUGCUGUGGAGGGCAUUUGCCGAAGGCACUGUCUUCAACACUUCAACCAUGCUGAUCCUGCGUUGGAAGAUCUCAGCCAAGCCCUCCCCUCUCCUCCACUCAAUCACCACCGUCUCCUUCUCCUCCUCCGCCUCCACCUUCACCCCCGCCGCCACCGCCGAUUUCCUCCACUCAUACACCGUGACCCCUCCAAUCCAACCCUGGCCUCGACGCCUCUACCCAAAACGCCUCAUCUCCCUCAUCGCCCACCAACCCAACCUCGACCUCGCCCUCCAAAUCUUCCACCACGCCUCCAAAUUCCACCCCGGAUUUUCCCACAAUUACCACACCUAUCACGCCAUCCUCAACCGCCUCUCCCGUUCCUGCGCUUUCCACCGCAUGAUCGACCCCCUCCUCUCCGACCUCAAAAACUCCCAAAUCCAAUGCUCCGAAGACAUUUUCAUCACCCUCAUUCGCAAUUUCGGCGUUUUGGGUCGCCCCAAACUCGCCUUCAAAGCGUUUCUCGACGUGCCGAAUUUCGGAGUUCAGCGCUCUGUGAAGGCCCUGAACGUAUUGUUGAACGCUCUUGUUAAGAACAGUGAGUACGGUUUGGUUCACUCUGUGUUCAAGAAUUGUGGGCAGAGAUUUGGGGUUAUGCCCAAUUUAUCCACUUGUAAUAUUCUGAUCAAGGCGCUCUGCAAAAAGAACGAUGUCGAGACUGCACUCAAGGUGCUCGACGAAAUGCCUGCAAUGGGGUUUGUCCCGAAUGUGGUGACUUAUACCACGAUUAUUGGCGGGUAUGUUUCGCGGGGUGAUAUGGUUGGGGCAAAGAGAGUUUUUGGGGAGGUUUUGGAUAGAGGGUGGUAUCCGGAUGCGACUACUUAUACUGUUUUGAUGGAUGGGUUUGUUAAGCAAGGGAAGCUGGUUGAUGCCGUUAAGGUCAUGGAUGAGAUGGAGGAAAAUAAGGUCGGGGCAAAUGAGGUUACUUAUGGGGUUAUGGUUGAAGCUUAUUGUAAGGAGAAGAAGUCGGGCGAAGCUGUUAAUUUGCUUAAUGACAUGCUUGCGAAAGGGUAUAUACCAAGCUCUGCGCUAUGCUGUAAGGUGAUCGAUGUUUUGUGUCGUGAAGGGAAGGUGGAGGAUGGUUAUGAACUGUGGAAGAAGCUUUUGAAGAAGAAUUGCACACCUGAUAAUGCAGUCUCAAGCACGCUCAUACACUGGUUUUGUGAGAAGGGAAAAGUAUGGGAAGCUAAGAAGCUGUUUGAUCAGCUUGACACGGAUUCCAUUCCGAGCGUCAUGACGUACAACAUGCUUAUUGCGGGAAUGUGUGAAGCGGGGGAGUUGUGUGAGGCGGGGAGGUUGUGGGAUGACAUGGUGGAGAAGGGGUGUAUUCCGAAUGCUUUUACUUAUAGUAUGUUGAUCAAAGGAUUUUGCAAAAUUGGAAAAGCAGAGGAGGGGAUUAAAAUUUUGGAGGAGAUGUUGGAUAAGGUCUGUUUGCCUAACAAGUCUACUUAUGUUAUGUUGAUUGAGGGGCUCUGUGACUCGGGAAAGGAAGCGGAAGUCACAAAAGUUGUUUCAAUGGCAAUGUCAAGCGGAGACGCAAACAUUGCUUCCUGGGAUCUUUUAGUUACUAAGUUUGUUGGUGAUUCGGAUACUGGGGGAAGUCUUCUGGACAAGAUACUACUGGAGAAUGUUACUUAGAGGCUAUUCAACGUCUACUCUCUUCGGAAGAGCCCAAAUGUUGCAAGAACUGAACUCGGAUGCACAAACCAUAAUCUGCUGCGCAAGCAAGCGUUUCAUUUCUGGGGGGAAUUGAAGUUAUAUGGUAUCUGAUGUGACAGAGUAAUCUGAAAGCAACAUUGAGAUGAGUAACAAGCUCUUCAAGCUCAAUACUGCACUUGGCUGGUUGAUCUGACUUGGUUCGCCACACUUCGAUCCAGUCCAAGCUAGUUCAAUCUUGAUACGGGUUUCGAAUCUGCAACAAAUUACAUGGAGAAUAAAGGGAGCAGUAAAAAAUCUUCCUGCAAGCAAUUAUCCAGAAGAAUAUUGAGAAAUCUAAAUUUUGAAGCUUGCGCAGAUGCUACAUUAUGAUGAACAAACUUAUACAAGGUAAAAGGGGCAGGGAUGGUCAGUGUUUACCAUUGUCGAUGGGGUAGUUAUUUUAUUUUUAUUAGAAUGUGAAAUUAAAAUUGCAAUCAAUUAUUAA